Fonsecaea nubica is the source of this 1884-nucleotide messenger RNA. RefSeq lists its product as hypothetical. Gene Ontology annotation, biological process: transmembrane transport. Lineage: Eukaryota; Fungi; Ascomycota; Eurotiomycetes; Chaetothyriales; Herpotrichiellaceae. The record is from RefSeq and is a predicted model, not a curated record. Bases 1 to 1884 code for a protein of 627 amino acids. Gene Ontology annotation, molecular function: transmembrane transporter activity. Gene Ontology annotation, cellular component: fungal-type vacuole membrane. The transcript has 3 exons.
AUGUCUGUCAUUUUCGGGCCUUUCAAAUGGUUCUAUCAUGAAUUCGGCAUCGUGGCCAUCCACGAGACUGGGAGAAAUGCCUGGCUCAUUAUCCUGGCACGGUCGUGCCGCAUGUUUGCGUACGGGACCAAUUCGUUGAUACUGGCAAUCUUCUUCUCGGCCUUGAACUACUCGGACCACCAGAUCGGCAUCUUCAUGACCCUCACCCUCCUCGGCGAUGUCUUCCUGGGCACCUUUUUGACCCUGAUCGCCGACCGGGUGGGACGUCGCCGUGUGCUGAUGGCCGGGUCGGUCCUCAUGAUCCUGAGUGGGUUUGUGUUUGCCGUCUUUGAGAACUUUUGGAUCUUGCUGGGUGCGGCCAUCCUAGGGGUCAUCAGUGUCACGGGAGGAGACUUUGGUCCGUUUAGGAGUAUUGAGGAGUCUGUUCUCUCACAGCUUACAACGCCUUCCAACCGCGCAGAUGUUUUGGCUUGGUACGUCACGACGUCAACGUUGGGGUCGAGCAUCGGCAGCGAAGCGUCCGGGAGGAUCAUUCACUUCCUCCAAGCACGCCCAGGAUGGACAGAGGUCGGCGCGUAUCAUGCGCUGUUUUGGGUAUACUCUGCCAUGGGGCUCGUCAAUGUCUUGUUUGUCUUCCUGUUGACCGAGGCUUGUGAGUUGAGACCGGAUAAUAAAGGGGACGAGUCAUAUGCCAGCGUUCCGCAGGACGACAGGGAUGAAGUUGGUGACGAAGAGGUUGAGCUUUCAACCAGACCAAACGGCACAGCCGCAAAUGAUAUCGAAGCAACCGCACCGACGACACCGACGACCCCAGCAUCACAUCACAUUUACCAGCCGACGCCGUCCUCCCACCGGUGGACGUCACGAGCCAAGUCCUGGCUCUCGAACGCCUUUGCGCAGAUCUCCAAGCCGACACGGACGAUCAUGUACAAGCUGUGGUUCCUGCUGGCAAUCGACUCGCUGGCGGACGGGAUGGUGCCGUACUCGCUGACCAACUACUACAUGGACAUCAAGUUCCACCCGUCCAAGUCGACGCUGGGCGACAUCACGUCGCUGUCGUACUUUCUGGGGGCCAUCGGGGCCGUAUUCGCGGGCCCCCUCGCGCGCAAGAUCGGGCUCAUCAACACCAUGGUCUUUACGCACGUUCCCUCGUCGGCCGCCGUGCUCUUCUUCCCCUUUCCGCCGUACCUGUGGCUCACGGCGGGGUUGCUGCUGCUGCGCACGGCGCUCAACAACAUGGACCAGGCGCCGCGCUCGGCGUUCAUCGCCGCCGUGGUCCGGCCCGACGAGCGCACCGCCGUCAUGGGCAUCACCAGCAUGCUGCGCAACCUGGCCGCCAUGAUGGGGCCCAGCGUCACGGGCGUCCUGGCCGAGGGCGACCGCUUCGGCAUCGCCUUUGUCGCCGCCGGCGUCUGUCGUCUCGCCUACGACUUCGGCCUGUACGCCCUGUUCAUCAACGUCAAGUUGGAGGGGUAUGGGAAAGGGGGGAAGACGCCUGGGCCGCGGCACGGUGGAGACGGCGAGAGCGAGAGCGAGAGCGAGGGCGAUGCAACGGAACAUCCUGCUCGAGGCUUGACUAACGGCAACGCCUCGGGCACUCACCACCACGGACACGAUGACGGGGCCAUCGUCGAGCUCGCCAGCCUGGCCAGUUCCACGGACAGUUUCCAUGAGCGCGGCGCCAAUCGCGACGACGCCGGCGAUGACAACGUGGAGAAAAUCCACGGUGACGCCAAAGAAUCCGAAUCGACCGUGACGGUAACCGCGAGGGGUUCCGCCCCGUCGAGUACCGAUCCCCGGAGCCUCCGAGUGCCUGAUUCCUCGUCGGACGCGCUGGCCCGCGUGCGCAGUCGGAGUCCGCACCGGUCGACGGCUCUCGAUUGA